UCGCUGAAGAAGCUGAAUCACGCAAAUGUGGUGAAACUCAAAGAGGUUAUCAGAGAGAACGAUCACCUCUACUUUGUCUUUGAGUACAUGAAGGAGAACCUAUACCAGCUUAUGAAGGACAGCAAAAGUUUGCACCUCCCCACUGCAUUAGGCUCUUCUUUGCACCUGCACCUGCUACCAAACCUUCUCAGGGGGGAGUCCCAAAUGUUUUUGUCAAUUUGGAAACCCCAUGUGUGUUGACGUGUCGUUCCCACCUGGGCCUUGUUUUCAAAGUCAAAAAACAGACAAGUCAAGGAAGCAGCUAUUGGUGGUUACAAUAAAUAAAUGUUUCACAUGUGCAUUUUUUUUUGUUCAGUACCGGUUAGUGUGUGAAGACAAACAGAAUGUGUAACGAUGCUUUCAUUAUCUGGCUCAUGAGAAUUUUCACCAACUUUAUGUUCACAGAAAAAAAUUGUUCCCUGAAUCAGUGAUAAGAAACAUAAGCUUUCAGAUUUUACAAGGCCUGUCGUUUAUUCACAAACAUGGUAGGUGUCCCUCAUGACUCGCAAGUGUACAGUAUGGGAGUGGUUUCAUACUGCAAGAUUCAAAGUAUUGUAAAUACAAUUUUGCAACAAAAUGAUAAAGAAUCUGUAUAUGCAGAGUAUUUCACUGAACGACUAAAAAUGGAUAGACUGAUUAUUUACUGAUGACCUUCUUGUAGUGUGUGAACUCUCCAUACCUCCCUUGUGUUCACACUUGUCUAACUCUCUGGUCUGAGGAAUCAAUGGAUGUGCGGAUGCCUAGCAGAAAGCACUCAGAUAAAUGUCCUGGUGAAUGUGUGCAUAUUUAAAUGCAGAAACUCAUACUCAUUGUACAGGACCAUGCUUCCACACAUCCAAUGUGCAUGUACUUUCCAGACUUCUUCUUCAUUUUAACAGCUUUCUAUACUUUCUCUUUUCUCUCUGUUUCCUUCCUUCUUUCCUUUCACCUUUCGGUGUGCCGUUAGAGAGAAUAAGAUGUUCUCAGAGAAUGAAAUUAGGAACAUCCUGUUUCAAGUGCUGUCUGGGUUGGCUUUUGUGCAUAAGCAUGGUUUCUUCCAUCGAGACAUGAAGCCGGAGAAUCUGUUGUGCAUGGGUCCAGAGCUGGUCAAAAUAGCAGAUUUUGGACUGGCCAGAGAGAUUCGCUCUAAACCUCCCUACACAGACUACGUGUCAACUAGAUGGUACCGAGCUCCAGAGGUCCUGCUCAGGUCAUCUACCUACAGCUCUCCUAUUGACCUGUGGGCUGUGGGCUGCAUCAUGGCUGAACUCUACACACUCAGACCCCUUUUCCCCGGUAACAGUGAAGUAGAUGAGAUCUUCAAGAUCUGCCAAGUCCUGGGAACUGUUAAAAAGACGGAUUGGUCAGAGGGGUACCAACUAGCAUCUGCUAUGAACUUUCGCUUCCCCCAAUGUGUACCGACCCACCUGAAGACACUUAUCCCGAACGCCAGCAAUGAAGCUAUUGCCCUGAUGAAGGACCUGCUGCAGUGGGACCCCAAGAAAAGGCCCACUGCUGUGCAGUCCCUUCGCUAUCCUUACUUCCAGGUAGGGCAGGUGUUGGGUCCUCGUCCUCAGAGUCAGGAGGUCAAGAAGGUCCAAAGCAGACCACUGGCCCAGAAACAGGCGUCUGAGUCGAGAACCGAUCCGCAGCAGUCUUCCUCUGAGUCCAAAGCGUCCACAUCGUCUUCCAGAAAUCAUCAUCAGCAUCCGCCUCUUCAGCAGAUCCCCCUGCCCCAAGCUGAGAGUAAACCAGGAGGCCUCGGGAAUGCAAAGGCAGCACAGCAUGGCAGUGAGAACAAUGUUGGCAUCGGGGCGCUGAAGAGUGGUCGGCGUCGCUGGGGCCAGACGGUGGCCAAGACCUCAGACAGCUGGGAGGAAUCUGAUCCGUCAGAAAACGCUGCCUCCACCUCCAAGAAACCCAGCCUGGGCAACGCAGAGGAGGAGAGGAACUCUAAGGAGCACUGUCCACAGCCCAAGGAGCAGAAACCUCUAUAUUCCUUCAGCACAGUUACUAAGCUUCCUAACAAUGUUAAGGUUGGACAAAUGGACUCAAGUCUCCCAGGAUCUGCGGCUCGGCAGCACUAUCUCAGCCAGUCCCGAUACCUUCCAGGUUUGAUUGGCAAGAAUCAGGGUUCCUCAGGAGAUAAGGAGUUGAGCGGUAUGACGCUGCGGGACCUGUGGGAGAACUCCUCUAAUGCUGUAAAUAAACCACUUGGUCCUAUUGGAGGGGGAUUAUCUGUCACCAGAGCCAAUGCAGAAGAGAAAUCCGUGGAAAGCCCAACAGAGAAAACUGUUGUUAAAGAAAGAAUACUCGAGAAAAUCGAUCUCUCCAAAGGGAACUUUGUGAGCACCAAGUACAAUCUCUCUGGAGGUUACAUCCCUUCUUUCCAAAAGAAAGAGGUCGGCUCAGUCGGACAGAGAAUCCAGCUCGCCCCUUUGGCUGGCCAGCACACAAUCAGUCUUUCUUCUUCUUCACCUGAUAAUAAAAAAGACAAGUCAAAAUCCACAAAGCUCAAGCCCAUAUCCAACUCGUCACUGAGUGAAACUAGUGAAGAUUACGAGGGCUGGAAGAAGAGGACAGAAAGGGCUCAGGUGAAGGGGGGCAGCUAUUCGGCGCUGGGGAAAACUUCUGGUAAUCUCCUAACCAGAGCUCCCGCUGUUCAGCCCAUCCACGGGAGGGUGGACUGGACGUCCAAGUACGGUGGAAAUCGAUAGUUGAGGGAAGCAGGCGUUACGACUUCCACUGCUCAUUGGGCUUUGUCUCCAAAUGGUAGACAUCUUUGUUGAGAAAAUGAUUCCCGACAGCAGUUUUAACCACAUUAAAACAUCUUGGACAUAUACUGAUACUCACAGGUUUUCCCAAGAUGUCCAUGACACAUCCUGCAUUCCUUCUGAAUACAUAAAUUCACGUUUAGACACUGUCGGAUCAACUAUAUGUGCAUGGAAAUCUCUAUUUUGGAGAUGACGGUUGCCAUGAUGCUGAACCAAGACUGCUACUGUCUGCAAGACAAUCCCACUGCAUUCCUGAGGGAUCCAGUGCGAGCCAAUCCUACUGUCAGUGCUAGGAAAUUUAGAAUAGCAUUCAAAUGUAGCAAAGCUCUUUUAUACUGUAGUUUUUAUUGUCGAGUAUUGUGUCACUACUCAUGAUGAAAUGACAGUCUUUUAUCAAUGGUUCUUGAAUGGUAUAUUCUCUCUGCUUUAAUCCACCACAUGGAAAAGGACACACAAAUCUCCAGUGCAGUGUCUGUAUAGACUUACUCUUUGUAUUAUGCAAUGUAUAACCUGAACAUUUUGUAACCGUUUUAUACAAAUAAAUACAUGGAAAUUUAAAAAA
Mugil cephalus (flathead mullet) is the source of this 3354-nucleotide messenger RNA. It is a transcript of the gene mak, whose product is annotated as male germ cell-associated kinase. Gene Ontology annotation, cellular component: cytoplasm; nucleus; cilium. Lineage: Eukaryota; Metazoa; Chordata; Actinopteri; Mugiliformes; Mugilidae. The record is from RefSeq and is a predicted model, not a curated record. Gene Ontology annotation, molecular function: ATP binding; protein serine/threonine kinase activity. Gene Ontology annotation, biological process: protein phosphorylation; intracellular signal transduction; intraciliary transport. Bases 996 to 2735 code for a protein of 579 amino acids. The transcript has 13 exons.